GAAGUGAAAGUAAAUUGGGCAACCACUCCUAGCAGUCAGAAGAAAGACACAUCCAAUCACUUUCACGUUUUUGUGGGAGAUCUGAGCCCUGAGAUCACAACUGAUGACAUCAGAGCUGCUUUUGGACCCUUUGGGAAAAUCUCGUAAGUUCCAAGAGGUCACACAUUUCUGUGAAACGUGCUUUUGUCUGAAUAAUGUUGAGUGGUUGUGUGUAAUUACUUGAGUCAGACAAUCUGUUUAUAUUUUUUAGCCCUUGUCAGCCAGACUUUCCUAAAAUUAGGAGCAAAGGUUUUAUUGACUUUGUUUCUGCUGGUUGUUGAUAGUUGAUAACUUUAACAAAAUUUUGAGAAUGCAUUGAUACAAAGAAAAAAAAAAACAUUGUUACAUUUAGUUCAAUUUUUUUCAUUUUCUUGAGGUGCUCAUUGGCUGACAUGCAGUCACACUUCUGACAGUAGUGAUGGCUUUGUUUCACAAAUAUAUGCUAUCCUGUCUUAAUAUAUUUCUCUUUAUAAAACAAGGCAGACCUACACAAACUGUAAACCUUCACAGUUAUUUGUCCCAUCAACAGAGCUGUUCAGGUUGUAGUCCACAAAUCUGGAAGAGAAUUUGCCAUGGAUUAUAUCCUAUGGGGUUUUAUAAUGGGUGUUUUGGAUUUAUGAGUAAAAUAAGGUCUACUACAUAAAUUACACAUAGGAAUACCUCAAAUGUCAAUUUUGAUGCCGAAUUGAAGCAACUCACUUUUUAAAAAAACAUUUGGGGUCUGAAAGAGUGUGAUUUAUGUAGAACAAAACAUCCAUGUUUCUUUAUGUAAUGUUUACCACAGAUCUUAUUUUACUCAUAAAUUUAAAAACUCCCAUUAUUAAACCCCAUGGGAAAAUCACAUAUCCUCGCCAACAAAUUGACAUAACAGCUGAACAGCUCUGUUGUUGUUGGUUAGUUUUACUAAAGUAAUUAUUUCAAGAACAGAAUGUUCUAGCUGGAGACAUUUUAGUUUAUUUCGCAUUAAUGUAUUUGAAUCACAUAGGCUAAUCAUUAUCACCAAUAAGCACAGAGCAGUCUAGUCAAUGUUUUGUCCCCACUCCCCAGAUCAAUCUGACACUUUAAAGUGUACCUUAAAUUUUUCAUCACUAAUCUACAUUGCAAUGCAGAAAUUGAAAUGCUCAUAGGAUUGGACAGGAGCUUGAAGGCUAACAGCAAGGAACUGUGCACUCUGGGAACUCAGAUCUUCCCAAACUCCAUAUUGGUGGUAAAGAAUUGACCAGGAAAAAUAAAGAAAUCUGUUAACAGGCCAUGGAUGCACGCGUGGUGAAGGAUAUGACAACAGGGAAAUCAAAGGGGUAUGGAUUUGUGUCCUUCUAUAACAAACUGGAUGCUGAGAAUGCCAUUGUACACAUGGGGGGUCAGUGGCUUGGUGGGCGACAAAUCCGGACUAACUGGGCAACUCGGAAACCACCUGCCCCCAAGAGUGUGCAAGACAACAGUUCCAAGCAGCUUAGAUUUGAUGAGGUGGUGAAUCAGUCGAGUCCUCAGAAUUGCACUGUGUACUGUGGUGGCAUUCAGUCAGGUCUCACAGAACACCUUAUGCGACAGACGUUUUCUCCUUUUGGACAGAUAAUGGAGAUUAGAGUUUUUCCAGAGAAGGGCUAUUCUUUUAUCAGGUUCUCUUCUCAUGAAAGCGCUGCCCAUGCUAUUGUGUCAGUGAAUGGGACAACCAUCGAGGGUCAUGUUGUGAAGUGUUACUGGGGCAAAGAGUCACCUGACAUGGCCAAAAACGUCCAACCGAUGGAAUAUGGUCAGUGGGGACAUUGGAAUCAAAUGUAUGGCAAUCCUCAACAAUAUGGUCAGUACAUGACGAAUGGCUGGCAAGUACCAUCCUAUGGAUUGUAUGGACAAACGUGGAAUCAGCAAGGAUUUGGUGUAGAACAGUCACAGUCCCCUGCAUGGAUGGGAGGAUUUGGGACACAACCUUCUCAGGCUCAGCCUGGCCCAGUGAUGAACCAAGCUAACUUUGGCAUGGCAGGGUACCAGACACAGUGAUCUGACCUUCACUCUCCAUAACACACACCUCUUGUCACUUGUUUAGAACCUGCUCUCACGGGGAGAGCACAUCUUUUUUCCCCCACAAGCAUUGGGUCUGAACACUUUAGUAUAAAGACAUAAAUUUAGAUUCAAUGGAGAUAUGAAUUCAUUCACAAGAUUUAUUCCUGCAUAUCUUUAAGAAAACUGCAGAUUUUUUCCCUUAAUGCCAGCUUCAGGAACUUCACAGGUACAAUGCAGAAAACCCAUGGUAUAAAUGAUCUGAAUAUAUUGUUUCUUGAACAAAGUUAAAAAAAAAUUUCCCUUCCUAAAUAGCUGGUCAUGCAUUUGCUUAUUCAUAACAGUUUGGACUUCUAAUUUGUACAAAAACACAACAAACAACACAAAAACUAAGCACUCUGACUCUGCAAACAAAUGUAAGUAAAGGCACUUUUUGGGGGUUCAUUGGACCUGUGUCAUGUAAAUGUUGACGUGUAAAUGAAUUUCUAUGUGCGGUGGUGUAUAUUUAAUCCACAUUAGCUCCCCAUUCUCUUUGAAGUACUAGCACUCUUUGAUACUGUGUGUAUAAUGUAUCUUUUUACUCCCAUUUACAGACACAGUGAAAUAUCUCCCAUUCACUAUGGAGAAGGGAGAUGAUGGCCAUACCUGUAAAUAUCUUUUGAUAACUUGGCCUGUAAUUAGGGUUUCAAAGCAUGCAUUCUACUUGACAGAAUUUUGCAGAAUAUUCAGCAUACACCGAUCAGCCACAACAUUAACACCACCUGCCUAAUAUUGUGUAGGUCCCCCUUGUGCUGCCAAAACAGC
Myxocyprinus asiaticus (Chinese sucker) is the source of this 2841-nucleotide messenger RNA. Its product is annotated as nucleolysin TIAR-like. Gene Ontology annotation, cellular component: cytosol. Bases 1291 to 2037 code for a protein of 248 amino acids. The record is from RefSeq and is a predicted model, not a curated record. The transcript has 11 exons. NCBI's taxonomy places the organism in Eukaryota, Metazoa, Chordata, Actinopteri, Cypriniformes, Catostomidae. Gene Ontology annotation, molecular function: mRNA binding; DNA binding.